AUGUCAGGAGUUCACGAUGGGAAGGUUGAGAUCAAGAAGUGUGGAUUGCACAUGGAGAAUGAGGGCGUGACGAUUCUAGCAUUUGAGUUGGACCCACAGAGUGCUCUUGCCGUUGCGCCUGGCAGUGACGUGGAAGGCUCCGUGGUUUUGGCGAUCGAAGCCCUCGCUGGAGUGCAAACGGUGCAUCGUGUGAGCAAGAUUGAUUGA
This is a messenger RNA of Peronospora matthiolae, 207 nucleotides long. The record is from the annotation of a GenBank genome assembly. Lineage: Eukaryota; Oomycota; Peronosporomycetes; Peronosporales; Peronosporaceae.